Frankliniella occidentalis (western flower thrips) is the source of this 6665-nucleotide messenger RNA. RefSeq names its product protein tramtrack, beta isoform-like. Gene Ontology annotation, cellular component: nucleus. NCBI's taxonomy places the organism in Eukaryota, Metazoa, Arthropoda, Insecta, Thysanoptera, Thripidae. The transcript is spliced from 9 exons. Gene Ontology annotation, molecular function: protein binding. The coding region runs from base 483 to 1853 and encodes 456 amino acids. Gene Ontology annotation, biological process: regulation of transcription by RNA polymerase II. The record is from RefSeq and is a predicted model, not a curated record.
UUCCUCAUCCUCGGCAAAAGGCACCCAGCAGCCAGCUCAAGGAAAACUUGGAACAUGGGUUAUUGGACUUUAAAAAAAAUAUUGAAAACAUAGUUCCUUUGUGGCAUGAUGAAGGGCUAACAUAGAUUUCUUGAAGAACUUGCGUUACUGCUUGUUCCGCUGCACAAUUAACUGUUUUGCGAUUAUGAUUCAUUUUGUAUUGAUAUCGUGAUCAGUUGAGUUGCAUAGCAGAAAAUCCCACCCCCAACAUGCUCCUUAUUGGAAUUUCUGAAAUGUCAGUUCGCCAUUUUGGAUUUUGAGAACUUAAGUCCAAAUUUGGAAAUCCAAGAAAACAGUGACUUUGGAGUAGAAAUUUUGUUUCAAUUCCAUCCGAAGCGAUAGAAGACAAGUCCGUAAUGGUCUAAUGCAGAAUUUCAGUUGGCUGGAUUUUGAGAACCUUUAACUUCUCUCAUUAAUUCUUUGCAACUAAUAAUAUUUUGACAAUGAACAAUACUCCAAACCCCAAGAUGUCAGCCCAGGAAUAUUGCCUGCGAUGGAAAUACCAUCAUAGUAACUUACAGCAAAUGUUUUCCAACCUAUUAGAACGUGAAUCAUAUACUGAUGUUACUCUUGCUUGUGAGGGGAAAACUUUAAGAGCCCAUAAGAUGGUCCUAUCAGCCUGCAGCACAUACUUUGACAGUAUUUUCUCAGAAUAUUCUGAGAAGAAUCCAAUUGUUAUCUUGAAGGAUGUAAAGUAUAUGGACAUGAAAUCUUUGGUGAAUUUCAUGUAUCGUGGUGAAAUUAAUGUGCAGAAUUCUCAUCUUUCAUCACUGUUAAAAACUGCUGAGGAUCUACGAAUAAAAGGUCUAGCUCAAAUGUCAUGGCCAGCUGAUGGGCCUGGAAAUGACCAAAUAAAAGAGGAAACCAAGGGCAAUGGGUCAGAUGGGCAGUGGAAACAACGAACUUCAGAUGAUGGCUCUGCUUCUCAAGUAUCGGUGUCAAAUGGAUCAGAAUCUCCUGCAAGUAAAAGAAAGAGACCAAAUAGUUACAGCCCUAAAAUAGCAAAUGAAUCUGGAGAAGAGCAAUCACACUGGGAUCAAGAUGAUUCUGAACCAGAAAUAAUAUCUAAUCCUGAUCCACUUGCUUCAGAUGAUAGAGGCUAUGGAAACAUGAUGCCACAUAACACUUCCCAGGAAACAUUUAAUGAUCAUGAAGCUGAUACUGGAUACAACAAUACAGGAGAUGUGCACGACUCUCAGCCUACUAUAGAGCCUGUGGCACCACCGCCACCCCCACCGCCACCACCAACUUCUUCAAAUGCUCCUCUAUCUGAAAGAUUUCGAGAUGUUGUUAAAAUGAAUGACUAUUUGGUCUCUGGACGUAGACCUCAGUUCUGGGAAGAAGGCUUCACAAGAAAUGUAAUGGAAGCUAUUAGAAAUAAAGAAAUAGAAAUGAAAGCUGGUGCUGAAAUUCUUGGUGUGUCGUACGGGACAUUGUAUGGUCGCUACAGAGAGGCAUUUGGCUGUCUCAAACAUCCAUACAGGGUCAGAGAUUUUUGGUCUGAGCCUGGACCUGCUGGGGUGCUUGGAAAACUUCAGAGGAAGGAAAUAACACUCUUCAGAGCUGCAGAAAUUUUGAAUGUUACGGUCGCCACUCUUGCAAAUUACCUCUCCACACUACGCCAGGAAGAAGCAUCCCCUUAUACUCUCAGAGACACCUUGUUGAUGGAUGAUGGGAAUCGUGAUGGCAUGCUCAUGGGACACAUGGAAGACUCAUACAUCCCUCACCAUCAACUUAUAAAACAAGAAGCCCAUAUAGGAAUGGGUGUCACAGAUGAUGAUCUUGAUCCUGAGAACUCACAUGGUGCUGUGUAGAAAAAAUUAUCAAUUACUGUAGUUAAUUUUAAUUGUUGUUAAACAAAGUCCUACAUCUUGCUUAACAUGUGAAUAAUUGGGAGAAACAACAGUGUAUGUGAUAAAAAAUUUCUGUGCCUUCCCAAUCUUUUGAACUGUCACAUGGAUCAUAUUGUUUUAGAAAAAGUGGUAGUACUUUGCAAAAGUUCCUCUUUUCUGGUGGCUACAUGUGGAAACACAUCUGAUAGUUGCUCUAGUACCUUAAGAAAAGUUCCAACCAGCAAUUUUGGUAAUUUUGUGAUUUUGUGUAACUUAUUUGUAUACAACUUUAUAUAUUGAUUGAUAGUUGACUGUAUGGUAUAGAUCAAUGCCUUUCUGGUUCCCUUUACAUUUUCAAUAAUGUAGAAGUAACCAGACUAGACAAGUUCCUCUCUUAGUUAUGACAUUUUACGGCAAUUCAGUACAUGUCUCUGAGAAGCAACCAUGUACCUCUCUCUAAUUAAAUUCGGAAACUAGUUAUGAAGCAAGAAUUUCCAUCAGGGUGUUUCCAGAUCAUGAGAGUGUCUGCACACCUGAUUUUGAAACAUGUCUGAACAAAUGAUAAAAAUGUGAAAAUCUUUUGCUAAUUAUUGCAUGUCCUACAAUAUCUAUAGAAAAGCAAAAAUUCCAAUAAAAAGAAGAGUUUUAUUGAAGUUUUCUAUGAAAGUCAGGAAGUCACAGAAUUCUAAGAAGAGAACCUGGCAACAAUCUGUUAAAUGUAAUUUACUCUGCCAUGUACUGAAUUAAAGUAGAGUGCCUUUGUUCCUUAUUUUAUCAUUAGUUCAAAUAAUUGACUUAAGCAAUGAAGUUUAGAAAACUAAGCUAAUAUUAGAUUUUUACAUGAGUAUUGCAACUUGAAUGUUCAAUGGUAUUCCUCAAAUUUAGUAAUUACUUUUAAAAUACCCUUUAUCCAAGCAACUUAAGUGCUAGUCAACUGGGUGCCAGCCCUUAAAUUAAUCCAGUAGGCAAGGACAAAUGGUUUAUAUUCCCACCAAAGGGAUUUUUGUACUGUUAAGGAAAUGUGUAGAUUUAAAAUUAAGACUCCGAACAUUGAUCAGAAACCAACAACAUUAACAUCACAAGUUCUAUGUUUCCUACAAGAGGCCAAGAAGAACUGAGAAGUUUCUCUCUCUCUAUGUUUCCUAUAGAAUAACUAAACUUUGGUGUUCAAUUGAAUAAGCAUGUUGCAAUACAGAAAAUCUAUCAAGAAUCAGACAAACCUCAGUAGGCUUUUCUGAAUUCUUCAACUUUGACUGUGCUGGCAAACUCUGGUUGCUAGAAUUAGAAUUAAUACCAUUACAUACUGUACAGCAUUCAUUUAGACUCCAUUGACAUGUCAUUCAUUUUAUCUUGUGAUCAUCUAUUUUCAUCAUUUUGUUCACUUUUUGAGCAGAUGAGCAAUGUGCUGUUAUUUAUUACUUUUGAUAAUUACAAAGUGACUUUUAGUUAAUAAGCUGGAGCUUUGUAAAAAAAAAAAUUUGUUGCUAUGUCUAUUGCUUCAUAAAGCCCCUACUCAAAUCAUUUGAGGGCUGUGUGCAGGAAUUUUUUGGAGGCGCAACACAGUGGAUUAUAAAUUGUUUGCUGAUCCAACCGUUUCUGUACUUUUAAGCAUAACCACGGCCUGCUACUGCUUACCAAGAGCCUUUUUUUGUUUCUUUAAUGUCUACAGAGAUUUGAGGGUUGGAGCUACUUUGUGCCUCACAGGAUUUGAUGUAGGUUCUCAAUAUUAGAAAAAUUUGUUUUAUAUUUUGUAGAGGUAUACUGUUUUAUGCAUUAACAUAGUAAAAGGUCUAUUUGAGACAUGUUCACUUAGAUAUUCAGUAGUGGAAGAAAAAAUCAAGAAAUGUUAUGAUUUUUGCUUUAUAGAAAAUUUUAUCUAUUAUUAAAAAUAAUUUUGUUAUUUAUUUCAGAUAAACUUGAUAUUAUUUUGUUUGUACGUUAUCAUCCUUUUAAGGCAAUCGCAGUUUUUGUGGCUUUUAUAGAAACUUGCUUCCAGAAAGACCAGAUUCAGGACACAAUUUUUUUCUCCUAUGCUGCCAGUGCUUUCUCAGUCCUGACCUUAGGCUGGUCAGGCUACCAUGAGUUGUUUAUUUAGCUUGAAUAUUUUGUAUACAUCUAGAUGUAACAAACUACUCCAGAAUUUUGUGUCCAGCCAAUCAUUUUCUCCUUAAGAAAUCAAGUUUUUCACAAAACUCUUAUUCCUAAAUUUGCAUAGUGACUAUAUGUUUUGGUUUAUUUUAGACGUCUUUGGAAACUGUGUUGAUACUGCUUAUGUGUUUAAGUAUCUGUAUUAUGAACUAUAUCUGAUCAAUAUGUAUUACUCACUAGUAAGGCUAUUGUGUCUUGAACAUUAUCAUGAGUUCCUAUGUAUCACUUUCAAAGUGAUACUUGCCAUACCUACUAUAUGAUGCUUUCAUAACACGUUGUAUUCCGUGUUGAAGAAUUGUAGCCUAGAACAUUUAUUUCAUUCAAUUAUGAGGUUAUUUUAACAUUUUUCCAUUCUUUUUGGGACAUACCUAGUGUAUUUAAUGUUUUCUAUAUCAUUACGUCUACUUUCUCAUGUAAAGGAAAAGAUGUUUGUCCACAGUUUGCCCUUGCUCUCAUAACAUGGAAGUUUUCAAAGCACUUUCUUUGUACUGACCAUGUUCUAACAUUGUUAUUGUCUCCUACCAUCGUUAGAUAAGUUUUGGUCUUUUGCUUUAAUACUUUGAUGUGUGAGGAAGCAAACCAUGGUUUGCUUUGAAGCUAGUGCUGUUCUAUUUUCCCCAUUGUCUCACCUUAUAUCAUCAUCAACAACUGUCACAUCACGUACCUGACAAGCAAGAAAAAGCAGUUCAGUUAUUAACUUCCUAUUAUGCCAGAUGUGUUCUAUUCUGCAUGUGGUUUCAAAUUUAAAUUCUCUGGUUGAUUUGUAUCUUACUGCUUCAAAAAAAUGAGUGCAUACCAUGUUUCAGGGCACCAUAACUGGCAUAUAGUGUUGAAUAAGCAGUAUCCCACCCAACUUUGUUACUUUGAAAUUGUUCCUGUGCACUAAGAUGUAUUAUAGGUUGUUUAGUUAUUGUCAACUUCAAAUUUUUGAUGAAGCAUAAAAAAGUACAUUUGUGUAUGUAAUAUGCAUGAGAAAAGUUACGAAAGAAACAACAAAGUCUGAAUAUCUCUUGUCAAUUUUAUUUUUUGGGAGGGUUGGGGGCGGGGGGACUGACUGCAUUGUUCACAGUAAUUUGAUAUUUAAUGCUGGAAGAAUGACCAACAUUUGCUUCUAAUGUUUAUUUAGAGCGUAAGGCUUGGUGUUAUGCACUGUUUCUUCCUGGACAUGAAUAGAUUGUGUCCUUCAGUGCAGCUCAUGAAGUCUUCUAUUUGUAUGUGAUUUGCUGCUGCUAGCUUUUUUUUUAUACAGUGUGCUAGAGGCAAUAUUGUUGCACAGUAUUACAAAAUUUUAUUGUGUUAGGGAAUGUAAGGCAUAGCUCUUAUUCUAGAUGUUUAUGACAUAGGUUCUGUACAUAUUUAUUCUAGCUAUUACUGCAUUCAUAAUCUAUUUUAAGUUUUCUAUUUGUUUUGUCAUGCUUUUAAGUUGCGGAGUAUUUAUUUUGUUGUAUUGUUCUUGUUCUGAAAACAGAUAUUCUAAAGUUAUAUAUAGAAGAAGAAGCAGAUGUCACUGCUACCUUAUAAAAAACCAGAACCCGUAGUGUUGUAUUGUUUUAUCUGCCAAUUGAGCUCAAUCUUAACCUUAACGGUACUGUUAAUAGUGACAAGCUGGAGGACAAUAUGGCUUCUGCUGUGAAUCAUUGACAAACAAGCAAAAUUUAGGUCAAAGCUUUUGUUUAUCUGUUAUCUCAAAUUUCUCAAUGCUUGCUGUCCUUCCUUUUCCUGCAUGGGUAUUUGUAGGAAAAGCUCAGUUUGGAGAUCUCUUAAAAUGCUUUAAAAAAGAAAGGUAUUUGUGUUGUUGUUACACAUGAACUUUCUGUCAAAAAAUGUAACAAUGCUUUCCUUUCUUAAACUAUCACACAAAUGUUAUUGAUUCAUGAUAUGUCUUGUUUCCUAUUUCUUUCAAAAUGCUAGAAACUUAAACAUUCCAUUUGUUACAUAGUUGAGAAGUACUAAAUAUGUGGCCCACAAUAAGGAUAUGCUAGAACUAAUUGUAACUGUCAAAAGUAUUACAGCAUACAUCUUUAAAAAGGAGCUGACUGGCACUUCCUUAAUACAGUUUUGGUAAGCUGUUGUUUUUGUUUUGUUUUGUUUUUUAGUUUUCUAUGAUGUGAACAGACCUUCUGACAUUCAUUAUACCCCCUUACCUAUUACACUUAGAAUGUAGCACAGUUCAACACAAUUGUAGCACAACAACUUAACUUGUUGAUUGUUGCAAGUGUGAGAGAAAGUUUUUGCAACCCUAAGAUAAGGUUGAAACAGUGCUCCUAACAAUAAUGUUUUAUUAGAAAAGAAAACAAUCAAAAACAACAGCUUGUUCAACAAUAAUAUUUUUUCUGUGGUUGAGGGUUUCUUUCUGCUGUAAAAAAACCUGUAAUUAUACUUGUACUCCCCACAAAUAACCACUGUUGAAAUGAUCAGCUUAGUAUAUUUUACGAACUCCCUUGUAUAGUGUUGUACAGGCCCCAUCUAGAUCUUAUUAUGUCAAAAUUUUCACUGUUAAGGUGUUGGCACUCUCUUAAGAAUUUUUUGAUUAUUUUUAAGAGAGUCUUUUUGAAAGGGCAACAGAUAAUGUGAAUGUGCAUUGAUUUGUAUCGGCUGUAUGUAUCUAAUCACAUUCGAAAGAUAUAUAUGCAUGUUUACUUUUAA